Penicillium brevicompactum is the source of this 2766-nucleotide messenger RNA. It is a transcript of the gene orlA, whose product is annotated as putative alpha,alpha-trehalose-phosphate synthase subunit Tps2. Gene Ontology annotation, biological process: fungal-type cell wall organization; trehalose biosynthetic process; cellular response to heat. The coding region runs from base 1 to 2766 and encodes 921 amino acids. Lineage: Eukaryota; Fungi; Ascomycota; Eurotiomycetes; Eurotiales; Aspergillaceae. Gene Ontology annotation, cellular component: cytosol; alpha,alpha-trehalose-phosphate synthase complex (UDP-forming). The record is from RefSeq and is a predicted model, not a curated record. The transcript has 4 exons. Gene Ontology annotation, molecular function: catalytic activity.
AUGUCUGAACCAGAGAGUCCCGUCCAAGUGCCCGAUGGCCAACCGAACCCGGUGCUCGUGGGUCCCGGGCUCAAGGCCCUCGAGAAGGACGCCUACACCCAUGCGACUAGUGCGACGCCUGCCAUAGAAUCCGCAUCGAGUGAGGUUCCUUCAUACUUUGCCAGUCUCGCGGGGCCCCAGGGGGAAUCAACGGACCUACCCGAUCUCGCCUCGCCGGUGCAGGCUGCGAGAAGGGCGUCAUCAGGCAUGGACCUACUACGCCGGUUAAGCUUGACCUCGGAAUCUGCCACAUUGCCCCAGCUGGACCCGCGCGUGGAACAUCCUGGGCUCAACCUAAGCGGCCGCCUCAUCAGCGCCACUUUCUGCAUUCCAUACAAACUGAACUUCCAAACUGGAUCAGACUGGACUCUCAAGUCCCGAUCUGGCACCUCCGCACUGUUUGAUUCAUUCGCACACCUUGCCUCGGAUGAGACUCCGUGGUCCCACACGCUGGUGGGCUGGACUGGAGAAGUCGAGCCCAUCAUGGAAGGGAAGACUCCAUUGCAGCAGAUUCAUCCCAACGCCUCCGGCCAGGCUCCCCCAGCGCCCCCCCACAAACAGCUCCCUGCCCACCCGUUGGUAGAGGGAAUCCAUGUCACCCAAAAGGACCGACAGAGACUUGACGAGCAGUUGAGUUCUGGUCGUCAUGGCCGCGUCCUGCCAGUGUGGCUAUCAGAUGCACUUGAGGAGCCACAAGAUACCAUAGUGCUCAAGGAUCAAAGCAGGUGGCGGCGGUAUGCCGAGCGUGAGCUAUACCCUUUGCUUCACUACAAGCAGCACGGCCCAACAGAUGGCCGAUCCGAGCGUCGUUGGUGGGGCGAUUAUCUUCGCCUGAACCAGCUCUUCGCGGACCGCAUCGCAGAGGAGUACCAGGAAGGCGAUGUGGUUUGGGUUCAUGACUAUCACCUCUUCCUUCUGCCUAGCCUGCUGCGGCAGCGCAUCCCCAACAUAUAUGUGGGCUUCUAUUUACACGCGCCAUUCCCUAGCAGUGAGUUUGUACGAUGUCUGGCGAAGCGGAAGGAAAUCCUAGAAGGAGUGCUGGGAGCAAACAUGGUUGGAUUCCAAACGUUCUCCUACUCUCGUCACUUCACCUCCUGCUGUACCCGUGUCUUGGGCUUUGAGUCUAACUCUGCUGGAGUGGAUGCUUAUGGGGCUCAUGUGGCAGUCGAUGUUUUCCCCAUCGGCAUCGACGCUCGUGCGAUUCAGAAAGCUGCCUUUGGGGCACCUGACAUUGAGAAGGCUGUGCAGGGAAUCCGGAAGCUUUAUGCCGGGAAAAAGAUCAUUGUCGGUCGUGAUCGACUGGAUAGUGUGCGUGGAGUCUCGCAGAAGCUGCAGGCCUUUGAGAUUUUCCUGGAGCGCUAUCCUGAGUGGCGCGAGAAAGUCGUUCUCAUUCAAGUAACGAGUCCGACCAGUGUGGAAGAGGAGAAGGAAGACCCCAACAACAAGAUUGCAGGUCAGAUCUCGAAUCUGGUCUCGACCAUCAACGGCAGAUUUGGCUCUUUGAGCUUUGCUCCCGUCCAGUACUAUCCGCAGUACCUGUCCCCGCGUGAGUAUUUCGCUCUUCUGCGGGUGGCAGAUGUCGGUUUGAUCACCACGGUGCGAGACGGCAUGAACACUACUAGUCUGGAGUAUAUUGUUUGCCAGCAGACCAACCACAGCCCUUUGAUUCUCUCUGAAUUCUCUGGUACUGCAGGCACCUUGCCCAGUGCCAUUCACAUCAACCCGUGGGAUCUUGUCGGAGUUGCUGGAGCCAUCAACCAAGCAUUGAACAUGCCCCCAGAUCUCCGAAAGGAUCAACACUUGAAGCUAUACAAACAUGUGGUGACCAACACCGUUGCCAUGUGGGCCAAGCAGUAUCUCCAUCGCCUACUGACCAACCUAUCAUCCUUUGACCAGUCGGUCGCUACGCCCGCACUCGAUCGUGGCAAAUUAAUAAAGCAAUACCGCAAGGCCCGUCGACGCUUGUUCAUGUUUGAUUAUGAUGGCACUUUGACGCCGAUUGUUAAGGAUCCCCAGGCGGCGAUCCCCUCGGAUCGGGUCCUCCGCACACUCAAAAGUUUAUCCGCCGAUCCGCGGAAUGCGGUGUGGAUUAUCAGUGGGCGAGACCAGGCUUUCCUGGACGAGUGGAUGGGCCAUAUUCCCGAGCUCGGACUGAGCGCUGAGCAUGGCUGCUUUAUCCGACAGCCUGGAUCGGAGGAGUGGGAGAAUCUGGCGGAGCGGACUAACAUGGGAUGGCAGAAGGAAGUUGUCGACGUGUUCCAGCAUUACACGGAACGAACCCAGGGCUCGUUCAUCGAACGGAAACGGGUGGCCCUGACUUGGCACUACCGCCGUGCCGACCCGGAGUACGGUGCGUUCCAGGCUCGCGAGUGUCGGAAGCAGUUGAAGAACACCGUUGCCAAGCGCUGGGAUGUCGAGGUCAUGGCGGGCAAAGCCAACCUGGAGGUGCGCCCGACUUUUGUGAACAAGGGUUUCAUCGCUACCCGGCUGGUCAAUGAAUACGGGACCGCUCCUGGAAAGGCGCCAGAGUUUGUUUUGUGUCUGGGUGAUGACUUUACUGAUGAAGAUAUGUUCCGUGCCCUUAAGAAAACGGAUCUGCCCCGCGACCAUGUGUAUUCAGUGACUGUCGGAGCCAGCUCGAAGCAGACCGAUGCCAGUUGGCAUUUACUGGAGCCUGCCGACGUCAUUGGGUCCAUCCAGAUGCUCCUCAGCAAUACCGACCAUUGA